ACACGGCCCAACAAAUGAUGAUGAAGACUCUUCAACAAUAUUCGCUAUUAAUGAAUCUCGCCCCUUUCUCUUGUUGUUGUUGUUGGGACAACACAUUAUGUACGACGUACGUACAGUGCCUACAGACAAGAAAAAAAAUCCAAACUUUUGCACGUGAAAAGAACAUUAUGUUAGAGGAUUUGAUUUGAAGAAAUUUUUUUUUUUGAAGAGAUGAUGCUACAAAAUAAAGAACAAGAAAAAAAAAAAAAAUUCUAAAUGUCAAGUUAUGAAUGUGCUAAAGUAUAAAAAGGCACCAUUAAAAUCAUGGACCGAAAAAAAAUUAAUCUUUGAUCAACAACAACAACAACAACGGUUUUUUAAAUCGCCCAAAAAACAAUUGUUUUUUUCUCUAUUUUUCCAGAAUAAUUUUUCAACAAUAUAAAAAAUCCAGAAUAAUUCUAUUAUCAUGCAGAUCAAGUCUAUCGUAAAAAUUUCAUUCAUAUUUGCCACAUUUUUUACCACUUGUUUGGCACAAAAAGGUGGCUCAUAUGGUAAAACUUUAUUGAAUGAAAAUCGUAGUCCAGCCCGUCAGAUUCAACAACAACAACAACAACAAAUUCUUCAACAAGCCGCUAUUGCACCGAAUGUUCAGCCAAUUGUACAACAAACUUUUCAACCAGCUCCAGUUCAACAGUACGAAGAUGAUCAAGCAGCCAUUGCAGGUCCAAUUCGUCAACGACCAAGUGAUCAAGCAGCUAUAGCUGCACCAAUACCUGAUGGUGAUGAUGAUAAUCAACAUCCAGCACCUGAACCAUAUACAUUUUCCUAUGCAGUGAAUGAUGAACAAAGUGGUUCCGAAAUGUCUCGUGAAGAAUCACAAGAUGCUAACGGAAAUAUUGUCGGAUUCUAUCUUAUUCGUGAUUCUGAAAAUCGUAUGAGACGUGUGGAUUAUACCGCCGGCCCUGAAGGUUUUCGGGCCAUAAUCCGUUCUAAUGAAGAAGGUCUAGCAAAUAAAGAUUCUGCUGAUGCAAAAUAUGAGGUGGAUGAAGUCCCAGCCGAUCGACAAAAUGCUGCUGCACUUGCAGCACAAUCACGUUCACAAGCUGCCGGUUACGGACAACAACAACAACAAACAGGACCAUCCGGUUCAUUGAGUGGUUCAUCGUAUACGAGUGGUGCUGUUACGCCACAACAACCACAACAACAACAAUCAAGCUAUGCAUUAGCCGGUAAUGAACGUCAACGUAUACAACCACAAACAAUUAAAGGAUCACCAAAAACGCCAAGUUCAUUUGUUUCACCUGCACAACAACAAAGACCUGUUGCACCAUUAAUUAAACAAACAUUUCAACCGGCUCCAAUUGUUCAACAGCAACCAGCUCAAUCCGAUUCUUAUUUUCCAUCAAGAUCAUCUUCCGCCACUUUAGCUGCUUCUUCACAAGAUUUUGAACAUCAACAACAACAGCAACAAAGUGAAGAGGCUUUCUUUUGAAAUCCAACAUAAAAAUAUUAGCUCUCAUCUAAUCCAUCCAUUUACACCAUCACCCACCAAAAAUCAUCAUUUUUUAAUAU
This is a messenger RNA of Dermatophagoides farinae (American house dust mite), 1551 nucleotides long. RefSeq lists its product as uncharacterized. The record is from RefSeq and is a predicted model, not a curated record. Lineage: Eukaryota; Metazoa; Arthropoda; Arachnida; Sarcoptiformes; Pyroglyphidae. Gene Ontology annotation, cellular component: extracellular matrix.